AAAGGACUUGUGCGGCAUGUGGGACGUGCUAAGGAACCCACACUUCCUGGACCACUGCUCACAAAAUCGUAUCAAGUGGAGGUUUAUUGCCGAAAGAGCAGCGUGGUGGGGCGGUUUCUGGGAGAGGAUGGUACAGACAGUGAAGCGGAGCCUACGAGUGAUACUCGGAAAGAACAAGUUUGGAUUCGAAGAAAUGACGACCAUACUACAAGAAGUUGAAGCCGUCGUAAAUUCUCGACCCCUGGCUCCCGUUCACGACGCUCCACACGAGCAGGAGGCGUUGACGCCUGCGCACUUUUUGGGGGGCGGCUGGCUGACGGCGCUCCCAUCGACCAGCGUGGAGAACGUGCCAGUUUCGACGAGGGGGGACGACACCAGACGGUGGCGGCACCGACAAAGACUACUGAAUCAGUUCUGGGGGAGGUGGCAAAAGGAGUACCUCCUGCAGCUCCGCUCAGCACACCGGGCAACAGAGACACGCACGAACGACCUGCGGGACGGGGAUCUCGUCCUCGUCCAUGAAAACAAAACGCCACGGCUCAUGUGGAGCAUGGGGCGGAUAGAACAAGUUCAGCGGGGUCGGGACAACCACGUGCGUUCGUGUUUGGUGCGCCUGCCUGGUGGGGUUACACUUCGGCGUCCCGUCCAGCUCCUCUUCCCCCUU
Ixodes scapularis (black-legged tick) is the source of this 664-nucleotide messenger RNA. RefSeq lists its product as uncharacterized. The transcript is spliced from 2 exons. The record is from RefSeq and is a predicted model, not a curated record. NCBI's taxonomy places the organism in Eukaryota, Metazoa, Arthropoda, Arachnida, Ixodida, Ixodidae. The annotation marks the transcript as partial. Gene Ontology annotation, molecular function: nucleic acid binding.